AUUUUUCUAACCUUAAUCUUUUUGUUAAGUUAUGGGUUUACUUCCUAUUCUAUCUGAAAUAUAAAUAAACUAUAAAAUGAAGAUACCUCUAAGUCAAUGUUGCAGAUGUAUAAGUACAAGCCGAAGUUUGAAUAAGAAGGUCAUACCAAAUAACGCAAAAAAUAAAGGAGUAAGUUCUCAAUUGUGGUUGAAGAGGCAGUUAUCAGAUCCAUAUGUAGAAAAAGCGAAACAAAUGAAUUACAGAUGUCGAAGUGCAUUCAAACUUGUCGAAAUCAAUGAAAAGUACAAAAUUUUACUUCCUGGACAAACAGUUAUCGAUGUUGGUGCUGCUCCUGGAUCUUGGACUCAAGUAGCCGUAAAAGAAGUCAAUAGUAAAAGUGAUCCAGUUUCUACUCUGGAAAGAGUAGGAAAAGUAAUUUCAAUAGAUAGGCAGAAUAUAUACCCAAUAGAGGGAGCUGUAAUAUUGAGUGGCAUGGACUUUACGGAACCCAAGAAUCAAACAAAUCUGAAAAAUGAAUUAGGUGGAACUAAAGCUCAUGUUGUCAUGUCUGAUAUGGCACCGAGGGCCUCAGGUAUACGAGAAAUGGAUAAUGAAAACAUGAUGAAAUUAUGCUAUAGUGCUCUGAGAUUUGCUGUGCAGGUUUCAGAAGUUGGUGCUACAUUUCUCGUGAAAUUGUGGCAGUGUGGACAGUCCAAACAGUUGGAAACAGAUAUAUCUCGUUUUUAUAAUAAUGUUAAAUUUGUUAAACCACAAUCUAGUAGAAAUGAUUCAGCUGAAGUCUUUAUUUUAGGUAGAUCUUUUAAAGGAUUAAAACUAAGUUGAAUAUAAAUAAGAUAUAUGGAAUUAAAUUUAAUUUUAAAAUUGAGAAAUAAUUUCAAUAUAAAAAAUGACUAGACAGAUAAAUAUAUUAUUUUGAUGAUUAUUCAAUAAUAUUAAUCAAAUACAUAUUUGAAAUAAGCAUUCAUUAUAGAUAAGUAUAUAAGUU
Messenger RNA from Harmonia axyridis, 986 nucleotides. It is a transcript of the gene Mrm2, whose product is annotated as rRNA methyltransferase 2, mitochondrial. Gene Ontology annotation, biological process: RNA methylation. NCBI's taxonomy places the organism in Eukaryota, Metazoa, Arthropoda, Insecta, Coleoptera, Coccinellidae. Gene Ontology annotation, molecular function: rRNA (uridine-2'-O-ribose)-methyltransferase activity. Gene Ontology annotation, cellular component: mitochondrion. Bases 77 to 823 code for a protein of 248 amino acids. The record is from RefSeq and is a predicted model, not a curated record. The transcript has 3 exons.